This is a messenger RNA of Rhopilema esculentum, 5686 nucleotides long. The record is from RefSeq and is a predicted model, not a curated record. Lineage: Eukaryota; Metazoa; Cnidaria; Scyphozoa; Rhizostomeae; Rhizostomatidae.
AAGCUACAAGCUACGAUUUAUAAGGAAGGAUUUUGCUGUAAAGUUUCCAUAGACCGGGAUUAAAUCAAACUUAAUACAAUAUAUUUGUUUUCAUUAACCUAUCUUGAAAAGAAGUUGUUGGAAUCCUAAUCUUGAAAAGUAUCAACAUUACAUAAAUUCUAAUAACACAUAUUUCAAUAAGGAAUUAAGAUACUAAUAGAAAAACAACAUUUGAAUGACAAUUUGUAUUGAAAAUGUCGAAGGGGAAAUCACAGAAAUAAUCUCAUACCCUUUGUUGUAAAAUCUGGAAAAUUCUUUACAAAAUCUGAAAAAUCUCCAACAAAUCUGAAAAAUCUAAAAAAGUCCUCUAUACUUUUGCAAUUUUCCUUCUAACAAUGUGCUACGAAUUGGCUAGAUAUGCAAUUUGGGAGAAUUAUAGAUAAAUGUAGCAGGGCUAAAUGUUAGUAGGGAUAAAUUCGUAGGGAUAAAUGCUUCAAACUGGACAAAAACUUAGUAGGGAUAAAUGUUUAAAACUGUCAACAAUCAAACUUAUUGCAAAUAGCAAGAUGUCAAAUAGCAAAUAGCAAUUAAUGCACAUAAAAUUACUGCCCCGUCCCAUUUAAACAAUCUAACGACCCACCAAAUAUGUUGGAUGUUAAAUUAAAUAUUGUAAAAUGGUUGGUCAAGUGAACACCUUGACCAAAAUUGCUUGAUGUGCGCAUGUAGCUCGUGUAUCUCGCGUGUCUCUUUUUUGAGCCUGUUUACUCUUUGGUUUCGCCGUUUUAUUUUUCCUGAAGUAAAUUGAAUGCCAUAUCUGGUCGAAUCUGAAAUUUAUUUAUUAUAGCCAUAAUGUUGAUAAGAUUUGAAGAAGGUUUACAUAAUGACUCGGCUCAAAAUUGCGAGAGCUCCAGAACUUGACCCCUAGACCUUACUGAGAAUUCUGUACUGCCCAAUAUCCCAAGGCAUCAAGAAGGAUUGUGUCAAACUAAAAACUCUUUUCAGUUUGAUAUGAUCAUCGCAUGUUGACUCAGAACUGCAACCUUUCCAGCCCACCAGGUAAAGCAUCACUCUAGGUCUGCCUCUUACCUGGCAGGUUGUUUACAGUCCUGUAGAGUACAUACCUGUCAAGCUACUGAGGUGUCAAAACCUCAAGCUUGUUUACAAGCAACAAUUAAACCAUAAGAAAACCAUAUUUUUGUCAUUCGUUGUUUCUAUGCUUCAAAGAAAUUGCGGGACCGUAUUUACUUCUUCAAAAAGAAAUAAAUACGGUUAUUCAAAAAUGUUAGAACCUAGUGACUUAUAAACGGACACGUGACACCAUAUUGCCUAAAGCCUUACGUUGAUGACGUCGUCAAUAUAGAUCCUGUAGACUAGGUCCAAUGUUAGAUGUAUUAAUGAAAGGUGCGUUUUCUAUUGCAGUUGAUUACCAGCUUGUAUUUUAUGUUCAAUAUUCUAUUAUCAUGCGCAAUUUGCCCGAAAUCAAUCCCUUGAAUUAUUCAUGAGAAAAAUUUUCUACUGAAAUGUAAGAACAAAACCGCUUGUAAAUGUUUGUACACGGCAGUCGAAGUAUAAUUUGCAAUGUUAAAGUACAGGCGAUGAAGCGUCUAUAAUUCAAAAUGGUAUCUAAAUGCGAAUACCUUGGAUAUACCUAUGAAGAUGUCUCUUCAUACAAGGUUUCUUUGAUACUCAUAUCUCUUGUCAUACUCAGCAUUGCGUUACCAGCGAUGUUACUGAACGGGUCAAUAUUGGUAGCAAUAUACAGGAAAGCAAAAUUUCAUGUACCAGCUUAUUUCAUAAUCAGUAACCUUGCACUGACAGAUUUAAUGGCCUCUGUAUUCACAUAUAAUGCGUAUGCUGUGAUAUGCAUUUUGUUUGUUGCGAGACAAGAUGCCUGUAACGUGGCAUUAAUUGUUGCACCGAUUUCUUAUCUCUUGGGUUUUGUGAGCUACCAGACAGUGGUGUAUCAAGCAGUGGAAAGAUAUAUUGCAAUUUUUUAUCCUCUUUGGUAUCAUGAAAGAUUUCACAACAAAUAUGCCCUUCUUGGGGUGGCUGUUGUUUGGGGCAUCUCUGUCUUCAGCACUGCGCUCUGGUUUACGGUGAAAAACAGUAUAGCAAUUGAAUUGUACUUUGGAGUUACAUCAGUAGCAGAUCUCUUCGUUGUAAUAUUUUGCCAUACAAGGAUUCUCUGUCAGGUACGAAAGACACAAAGACAAAUCAGUGAGCAAUUAUUGAACCACGAAGAAAGGAAGAAAUUCAUUGCCGAAUCUCGUGUAGCUAAGGUAACAGCGACUAUAUUGUCUGCUUUUCUUGUGUGUUACCUUGCAGAAUUAACAAUGCUUUCCCUCAUGUCUACCUCACCAAAGGGUAAGGCACAAUUCGGAGUGUUCCAGUACUGGUCAUGGUUUCUGUGUUUAGCAAACUCAAUAGUCAACCCAAUCAUAAUUCUUCAUCAACUACGUACUCUCCGGAAGUCAGUGGUUAUCAUUUGUGGUGUGACCAAAUGUUUCUCGGCAGGGUCCCCAGAGAAUCAAUCAACUUUUGCAAUGACAAGCCAGCAAUAAAAUUUCAUCUGAUUAUUUUGAUAUCUUUCAAAGCAUCCUACACUGCCAUCACUGCACUGUUUAUUUUGAAUAGUAUUUAAAGCAAUCUACACUGACAUGAAAUUACAUCCCCUGUUUAGUUUGAAUAUUUAUAUCAAUGCCAAACCGUUGUCAUAUGAAUCAAAUCCAGUAAGUUUAGAAAGACUUUCCCUCUCUCUGUAUUGAAGAUCUCAAGAACAACACAUCCAUAACAUAACAUAACAAGAUUUUUUAUUUUCAAAUGCAUGUUCUAAGAGGCAUUAUUCAUUUAACAUCAUUAGCUUAAAUAAAUUAAUUUUGUAGCAAAUGUUUAAGCACAAUAAGUAAAAAUGGUAAUAAUCGAAAAUAUUUUUACAUUUGAGGAUGAAUAAGUAGAUGGAAUAAACAGUAGCUUCUAUUUUUAAAGGAAAAGAAAACAAAAAAAAGCAGUUGAGUUAACUUUAUCGAGAAAUCAAACCUCUUAUCGUCUACUUUACUCAGAAAUGUAAUUGCACAUUGGCAGUCAAUAAAAGUCUUGAAAAGGCUUCUAGAUUCAUGUAGAAACAUCUAUUCGUUGUUGAGUUUAUAAUAAAGUAUCAAUUGAAAUACAUCAAUAAAAGUAACCUGCAUCAAGAUUGACUAAUGAAGUUUUCUAGUUCCUUGCUACUGAAAUAUAUGGAGGGAUUUCUGAUUUCAGUAUUAAUGAGUUUUGACUGAAUUGCCUCCUGCCCACGUAGAUAACCAGUCCAUACAUCUGCAUACAUACUCGAGCUUCGUUAUUCAUCGAUUUGGGGUACAUUUCUUUACAAAGCUAAUUUUCUCCUCACUUUUGUCUUUCGGCAACUACAUUAAGCUUAUGAAAAAACUUAGUUCUCUUAUAUAGCUAGAGUUAUACGUUAUAUGGAAUUAAAGCCUAUUUAGUUUUUUCGCAUCACCGUUAUUUUGUAUUGCAUCUAUUGUAGCAAUUCUCGGUGAAAAGAGAUGCAAUUAUAUUCCUGUUUGUGGCGUGUGAGUAAGAUCAAGGUUCACGCAUGACUCAUCCACGCCCUCCUUGCUUUCGAACUCAAUUUAACACGGCAUACAAUGAAAAUGCUAGAACAUUAUUUUUGCUACUGAGAAAGAGUUCAAACGGUCGAAGUUUUAUAUUUAUAUUCUGACGAAAAAGAGGAAACAAAAAGAAUUAAACACCAGCAAGUUUCCUUCCUACAUUCAUAAAAAUGUUUAAACUUCUUAUCCACUUAGAAUAAUCUGAUUUUACUGAAUGUUUUCAUUACCAAGGCUAAACACGCAGCAUGCAUUUUUCAACAUUUUACAAUAUUGAAUAACAGCAUUGAUAGAAAGGGACUUGUAGGGGCAGUGUUCAUGGGCCCCUCAAAGGUUUGUAAUCGGGUAAGAUAUUGUUUUUUAAUAGAAAGGUGAGUGCUUAUGCACUGAACUUGGAUUCCCAUCAGCUUAUGAGAAGCUAUCUUUCUAAGAGACAACAGAGAGUAAAGAUCAACAACUCUUUUAGCUAAUGGAAAGAAAGAAAAAUUGGAGUACCCCAAAGGUCGUUACUAGGGCCUUUAUUGUUUAAUGUCUUGUCAAUAAUAUUUUCUUUUGGUUAACCUCACAUACCGCUGAUGAUACAACAAUCGUUGCAUGCCAUCCUGAUAUUUAUGCCAUUGUUACACAGUUAGAAGAAGAUGGCUUUUUAUGAUAAAAUUUUUUUCGGACGACUUUUCAAAACUAAACGAUGCCAAAUGCCACCCAUUUUGUGGGUUUUUAGCGUAUCUGUAAGCUUGAAAAUUGCAAAUAUAGAUUGUUGGAGCUAAUUAGCUUUUUAGCUAUAGAUGAAUAAAUUUGUAGUGCCAACAGAAGAGAAAUUUUUAUGAGUGAUAACAAUAACAAUGAUAAAAAUUGUAGCUAAGGUAAUUUCUUUUAAAUGAUCCUCGACCCCAAUUCUACAUCUCUUUCUCUACCAAUUUGUCAAAUAGACUUAACUUUGAUAUAAUCAAGUUUGGAUUCUUAAGAUUAUAUGUCAAAUGCUGAUGCCUUGACAUAUUGCACUUUCUAGUUUCCAUUGCUGAUCCUCAGCACGUUUCUUAAAGAAGAUGACGACAUAAUCUACAAAUUAAUUAUUUAAAUUAAUAGACAGGUGUCAAACCUAAACCUAGUAAAGCUUCUAUUGUUUAGCAUUGUUCACUAAAUUUGUUGAUCUUUGUUCGUAUAUGUAAAUGAAGCUUCCCAAUGGAAAUUGGACUGUCGAAAUAGGUGGUGCCAGGGCAGAGUUAAGUAGGCAAUAAUCAACGGCGUAAUGGACUGAAGUUACUUUUAGUUCAAAAACUAGGGGCUCCCAACUUUAAGGGGCCUGGCAGAAUUUUAUUUAAUGCUGGUAAUCUUGAUUUGAUCAUGUGAUAAACAAGUACAGGGCCCUUAGCUUGCAGGAUAUCUCACUCUUAUAACUAGGGGGUCCCUACCUGAAGAAUUCCUAAGGGGCCCGGGCUCCGUUACGCUAUUGUCAAUGAUAUCAAGCAUUUAGCCUCAGUAUCAUCACUAUUUGUCGAAAAGAGGUAAGCACAUUCCGUAGAAGUAUGCCAGAUGCAAGAAUGGUAAGUACAUUCAUUUGCUGAUUUUUGACAGUUCAAAUGCGAUGGGUCUUAAUCAACUGCCAGGAAUUAUACCCAUAACGGGUUCAAUAUAAAGAGUUUCAUGAUGGCAUUCAUUAAACUGCCAUUCAUUCUGUUGUAAGACAUAUGAGAUCAUCAAGAAUCAGAGAACUGAACAAAUGCAGAGCUUUAUCUCAAAAUUAUUUAUGUAUUUAUGUUUUAAGGCUUUUGUCAAAACGCAUUUAAGUCUAUAUUUAUGUUUUUUACUGAAUAGAUAUUUUUUGUAGCACUUUGGAACAUCUACAUUGCCUUUCAUAGCUUUGGAGCUAUGUAAAUAUUAAGCUAUGUUGUUUUGCAUAUAAAGCAUGAUUCGUCAUUAAUAAAAUCGUAUGUUUAUCAUGUUUUAAAAAUAUUUUAAGAAAAUCUAAUUUUGCGGGUUUACUAUGAUCAAACAGGGCUCAAAAACAUGGCUUCAGCAAGGCAACUGCCUGAGUUUGGAUCUUGCAAUUUAAAUAAUUUGCCGAUUUGGUGCCCAUAUAUGAUAAAAACCUUCACUUGCAAUGU